AUGGAUUUGAGAGUAGGUAAGAAGUUUAGAUUAGGUAAAAAAAUUGGUAGCGGUUCUUUUGGUGAUAUCUACCAUGGUACCAAUCUGAUCAGUGGUGAAGAAGUUGCUAUCAAGCUUGAAAGCAUCGAUUCUAAACAUCCACAAUUAGAGUAUGAAAGUAGAGUUUAUAAAUAUUUAAGUGGCGGUGUUGGCAUUCCCUUUAUGAGAUGGUAUGGAAGAGAAGGAGAUUACAACGCCAUGGUUAUCGAUUUACUAGGCCCUUCAUUGGAAGAUUUAUUUAACUAUUGCUAUCGACAAUUUAGUCUUAAAACCGUAAUUAUGUUAGCUAUUCAGAUGAUUAGUCGUGUCCAAUAUAUUCAUGGUAGAUCCUUUAUUCAUAGAGAUAUUAAACCUGAUAAUUUCUUAUUGGGUAAUGGUAGAAGGGCUUCCACUGUACAUAUUAUUGAUUUUGGUUUAAGUAAAAAGUACAGAGAUUUUAAUACACAUAACCAUAUUCCAUAUAGGGAAAACAAAAAUUUAACCGGUACAGCUAGAUAUGCUUCUUUAAACACGCAUUUGGGUAUUGAACAAAGCAGAAGAGAUGAUCUAGAAAGUUUAGGCUAUGUGUUAAUUUAUUUUGCUAAGGGAUCUUUGCCAUGGCAAGGAUUAAAAGCUGAUACUAAGAGACAAAAAUAUGAUCGUAUCAUGCAGAAGAAAAUGGAAAUUACUAUGGAUGCUUUGUGUACCGGUUUACCAGUGGAAUUUGUACAAUAUAUGCAAUACUGCAGAAAUUUAACCUUUGAUGAUAGACCAGAUUAUAUCUAUUUAGAAAGAUUAUUUAAAGAUUUAGCUGUUAAAUUAGAAUAUCACAAUGAUCACCUAUUUGAUUGGACUUUACUAAGAUACACUAAAACCAUGUUGGAGCAACAGCAACAGCAGCAAGGUGAAGUUGCUGUUAAGCAAAAGAAGGAUGAAUCAUUUUCCAAAAAAGUACGUGAGGUUACUUUGGCCAAGUUUUCGAACCAUUUCCAUUAUUGUGAUAAUACUAUCAAAUAUCAUCCAACUCCGGAAGAAAUUAAAGGUUUGACUAGCGAUAACAUUGCUGUUGAUGGUGGUAAUAUUAGUAAGGAGCAACAACAAAUUUUAGCAAACAAUACUAAUAACACACCAGCUAACUAUGGCAAUGCUAAUGUUCCGAUAGCCAAUAAUAACAAUGCUGGUGGUGAUAUUUGGUUAUAA
This is a messenger RNA of Saccharomycodes ludwigii, 1218 nucleotides long. It is a transcript of the gene HRR25, whose product is annotated as serine/threonine protein kinase HRR25. Bases 1 to 1218 code for a protein of 405 amino acids. The record is from RefSeq and is a predicted model, not a curated record. The transcript has a single exon. Gene Ontology annotation, biological process: peptidyl-serine phosphorylation; endocytosis; signal transduction. Gene Ontology annotation, molecular function: ATP binding; protein serine/threonine kinase activity. Gene Ontology annotation, cellular component: cytoplasm; nucleus. NCBI's taxonomy places the organism in Eukaryota, Fungi, Ascomycota, Saccharomycetes, Saccharomycodales, Saccharomycodaceae.